Bursaphelenchus okinawaensis is the source of this 4548-nucleotide messenger RNA. The record is from the annotation of a GenBank genome assembly. NCBI's taxonomy places the organism in Eukaryota, Metazoa, Nematoda, Chromadorea, Rhabditida, Aphelenchoididae.
AUGGAUCAGGGUAAGCUGAAGGCUUGACAAAGAGCUAAGAAAGACGCGUCUAGAGCAAGGGCUGGAACAAGUUGGGCUGGGACAUGCUUAUUGAUAAAGUAGAGACGCGUACUAAUUUAAAAGUUGUGGAACGAUCAAUCUGGGAUGUAGCAGAACGCCCAUAUUUUUUAUUUGUAAUGUUAUGUUAUGCUAUUCUUUUUGUUUCUUGCAACAAAAUGUUAACCUUUGAGUACCAGCUGACUUUCAGCUUACAUAAGAAGUGUUAACAAGGAAAGUAUCUUUUGAUCUAAAAUCUGUUAAACUUAGAAUUUAACUUUACGAAUGGAUAAUGAGAUUUUUCUUUAGUACCUCGUUUUGUGGCCAAUAUACAUUGAUUGAUCCAGCAAUAAGCAGAGUAAUAUAGGUUAGAGUAAGGAAGAGGUAAAUUUUUGGUAAGGUAACGUAGGAUUUGAAAGCUUAGUUUUGUAAAAUACGAGCCGUACAUCUAGGUAUAACAUUAUUGUUUAUGUUCAAAUGACAAUUUAAAAAAAAAAAAACUUUUGUAAAGAAAGUUUUUGCGGUUUUUCGAAAAAAUGGGUUUUGUAAAGAAAGUUAUUGCGGUUUUUUGAGAAAUGAGUUUUGUAAAGAAAGUUCUUGCGGUUUUUCAAAAACUGAGUUUUGUAAACAAAGCUCUUGCGGUUUUGGAAAAAAUGGGUUUUGUAAAGAAAGUUAUUGCGGUUUUUUGAGAAAUGAGUUUUGUAAAGAAAGUUCUUGCGGUUUUUUGAAAAAUGAGUUUUGUAAAGAAAGUUCUUGCGGUUUUUUUGAAAAAUUAGUACUGUAAAGAAAGUUUACGCUAAAAAAGGCAAUUUUACAAAAUGACUCACUUCAUAUCAUAUAUCUUAUGAUUCACAUAAUCCGAAACAUAUGAACUGUUUUAUAAUCCAAUAAAUCUAAUUCUCAAGUUGGCCUUUGGCUCCCGGACGAAAUCAGUAGCGACUUUAGGGCCCGCCAAUUGAAAUUAAUGACCAGCCCUGUUCGAUGACUGAGGUCGCGUUAAAAAAGAUAUAUCUUUAUUUUUUGAGUUUUAUAGAUUUCAUUUCACACUUUGUUCAAAACACCUUGUUCUUGUGAUUAUAGGGUACUAUUGAAAGGUGUUUUUUGAGCUCAGUAAAGAAAGGAGACUAGGAUAAGGCUAUUGCUGUUGAACAAGUGUAGUAUUAGGCUUCUGCUAGGGCUUAGGUAUAAGUUUAAGCUAUUCGUAGCUUUAAACUUUAGCUCAAUUUUUAAAUUUUAAGUUUUGGUUUAGGUUUUAAGCAGGACUUAAUUUAGGCUAAGGCCUAGUUUCAAGUUUCAAGUUUUGGUUUAGGCUUUGACUAGGGUUUAAGUUUAGGUUUAAGCGUAGUCUUGGUUUAAACCUAAGCUUAAACUGAGAUUUAAACUAAAGCAAGAGCUAGGGCUAUCACCAAGAGCAGGACCAGGACUAGGACCAGGACCAGGACCAGAACCAAGACCAGGACCAGGGCCAGGACCAGGGCCAAGACCAGGACCAGGACCAGGACCAGGACCAGGACCAGGACCAGGACCAGGACCAGGACCAGGACCAGGACCAGGAACAGGACCAGGACCAGGACCAGGACCAGGACCAAGACCAGGACCAAUACUAAAGCUAAGGUAUGGGAAAAAUGGGGGUUGGUUUUUUUUAAAAAAUCAAAAUAUUUGAUCUAAUAUUUUUGCCGAGCUCUCAUUUCCUACAAUAAUAUACGUCUUUCCAUUUCUCAAAGGCGGUGAAAUCUGAAUAGAUUUGCGCUUCAUUACUCAAAAAGGGAUUAUUAUAUUAUUGAAAGACAAUGCGCGAAAGGUGCCGUAAGUUUCGGUAAUUGGAUAUUUACAGACUCUUUUCGGGUAAUGUAGGGUAGAGCAAGGUAGGGUAGGUAACUUAUAAGGGAGAAGGUUUUUUUAUUACAGAGGAAAAGAAUUGGGUUGGCUAAAGUAAGAAAAGUUAGAGUAGGGUAGGGUAGGGCAACUUAUAAAGUUAUAAAAUUGAGAUGGGGAGGGUUUUUUAUUUCAGAAUUGAAGGAUAGGGCUGGGGUAAAGUAAGAUAAUGAAGUCCAGGCUAGAGUAGGGUAGGGUAGGGUAGGGUAGGGUAAGGUAGGGUAGGGUAGGGUAGGGUAGGGUAGGGUAGGGUAGGGUAUGGUAGGGUAGGGUAGGGUAGGGUAGGGUAGGGUAGGGUAGGGUAGGGUAGGGUAGGGUAGGGUAGGGUAGGGUAGGGUAGGGUAGGGUAGGGUAGGGGUAGGGUAGGGUAGGGUAGGGUAGGGUAGGGUAGGGUAGGGUAGGGUAGGGUAGGGUAGGGUAGGGUAGGGUAGGGUAGGGUAGGGUAGGGUAGGGUAGAGUAGGGUAGACAUGGGGACCGGGCCGGGACUGAGAAAAAUGUAAGUCGGGUUGGGCCUGGAACUUCCAAAAAAAAGUCUGACCCGGCCCUAAAAGCCAGACCCAUUCGGGCCGGGCCUGAAAAGUGGGUUCGGCCUGGCCCGUUCCUCAUGUCAAAAAGUACGGUACGGCGCGGUACAUAUUAUUUUUCUUGUUAAAAUACGGUUUAUUUUUUAAAAAAUUAAAAUUUUUCUAAGUUUAAAAAUUCGAAAUAAUAGCCUUUUAAUUUCAGCCUUGCGGCCACAUAACCUUUUGUUAAAAUUUAUGGAAAAGUUGCUUUGAAUGAGACAUUUGAGCAAUGUCCGAAGGUUCUUUUCGGGGCAAGGUUCUCUACAGAAACAGCCUUUAUUGUUUUGUCUCAUCAACUUAUCGGAUCAAUUGGGCUCUAAAUUUGCAUUUCAAGGAUUCGGAUCUUUCUCGGAUGCUUGAAUUUUGAUCUUCUUUUUUGUAGAUGAUUUUUCGGGAGUAGCCAUUGCAUUUUUUAAUUUAUGUAAAGAAAGUAGGACGGGCUUGCCUUGGGAGUGUUAUGAUCAGGUAAAUAAUAUACGAAGGAAGGGCGGGGGGGGAAGGACGUGGAGGGAAAAAAAAGGUGAUGUAGGGGGCUGAGGUAAGGAGUCUUGGUUCAAUGCCCAGUUUUGUAAAAAAAGUUAUUGCGGUUUUUCAAAAAAAAGAGUUUUGUAAAUAAAUUACUUUCGGUUUUUAAAUAAUUCCGAUUUGUAAAGAACGUUCUUUCAGUUUUCCAAAAAAAUGAGUUUUGUAAGGAAAGUUCUUGCAUUUUUUGAAAAAAUGAACGUUAUAAAGAAAAUUCUUGCGGUUUUUUGAAAAAUGAGUUUUGUAAAGAAAGUUCUUGCUUUUUUAAUGUUUUUUGAAAAUACAUUUAAAGUGUAUUGUAGUAAAAGUACUUUUAUAUUUUGAUUUUAUUUAAAUUGUCAACAUAAAACAGAUGACUUUUUCUCAUUUUGUAGUACGUUUUCAUUUCAGUAGCUACUUUGUUUUGAUUUCCCAGAUUUGAAAACAAUAGAUAGAACAUUUCUUCUAGGCCUAGAACCGGACGUUCUUAAAAUAAAAAAAAAUUAAACUGGCCGCUUUAUUUGUCAUUUUAAAUUUACUUUUAGUAGGUUACGGUAAUUAAAAAAUUAUAUGAGGCUUUUGUUUUAGUUUUUAUUUAUUCUUAUAUUUUGCGCGUGACAGUACUCUAAGGCAUGAGAAGUAGGCAUGAGGAACGGGACGGGCCGGGCUUGAAAAUCUAAGCGGCCCGGCCCGUUUUUCAUGUCUAAUGGUGAGGGGUGACUGUUGAGGGCAUUUAUAGGACUCUGUGCUAGGGCUAUGGCUCUAGGGCUUAGACUAGGGCUAUAGGCUAGAACGAAGGCUAGGGUUGUGGGCUAGAACUCUGAGGUAGAACUCUGGGCUAGGACUCUUUGGCUGGGGUUCUGGGUUAGGGCUAGGACUCACGAUUUUAUUGCUUAUGAAUUUGUAACACUAUAAUUCACUAUUUUUUUCUAAAAAUGACGUUUUAAAAAGUGUGAAAAAGUACCUAAAAUUAGCCGUUUAAACGUCUUGCCCUUUAAUCUCCAGUCCAAAGGAAAGAAAAGUUUUUUGCGAAAAAACUGGAGAAGAUAUCAAUUUACAAAUCGAGAAAAGUCUGUGACGGCAAAUUUUUAUAAGGCCAGGGUUUAACACUUUUGAGCAGACAGAGCGGGGGUAUGGAGGGAAGGGUGUGGGAAGGGCUAUUAUUAUUGACAUUUGUUAUGUUUUGAAGGUAAAAUACGGUUGUCUGCCUUGUAAAAUUUAAAAAAAUUUUUUUAUUCAAAAAUUUUAAACAAAAAUAAAAUUUUUUGUUUAGUAAAAGAUAUUGUUAUACCAUUCUUGUUACUUUUCUUCUGACGUUUUAAAAUAUAUUUUCCCCGAACAGUAUCAAAACAUGUUAUGAUUGACCAUAACAUGAGCCAAUUUGAUCUGUUUCGUCUUGAUUCUUCCGCUUGGUCAUUUUAAAACUGUUUUUUAGUCAAAAACAUUGUCGCAGACAUUUCCGUGUUAUUACCAUGUAUAAUAUAUCGCGUAUAAAGAGUAGCUGAGUGUAAUAUCUUGCAGUAUUGAUAAUUUUACUAUCUUAAAUUACUUAUUUUCAGAAAUUUACAGUAA